CAAAAAGGGAGUUGACGUCGCCAGCCAGCCGUCCGCCAUGGACACGGACGACUUCCAAGCGGUGCUGGAGAGGAUGCUCCAGCUGCGCCUGGAUUGCCCGCCGGACGGCGACGGGGUCACCGCUCCUCCGUACGCCCCGGCGCAGCCCGCCGCCGCAGACGACGACCAUGCAAAAGUAAAACAAUCGGCGGCUGAAUGGACGGAGGUCCUGGUGGGCGAGAUGGCGAGCGCCGCUUCCAUGGACGACGCCCGGCGCCGCGCCGCAAAGAUCCUCGAGGCCUUCGGGGGCGCCGUCUGCACUCGCGCCGCGCGUGUCGUCGCCGAUAAGGACCGGGAGCUGGGAAACAUCCGGCGGCAGAACACCAUCCUGAAGAAGGCGGUGCUGCUCCAGCACCGGCAGCACUUGGAGGACGAGGCGGAGGGCAGGGAGCUCCAGGGCCAGGUCGCCCAGCACCGGGAGCAGGUCCGGCAGCUCGAGGCGGACAAGUAUGUGCUGUCCAUGCACCUCAGGAACGCGGGCGGCGGGGCGUCCAUGCCUGGGAACUUCAACCCGGAGGUUUUCUGAGCAACCAAAGGCGGACACUGGCCUACGGUCUACCCAAGCGAUUAUUGGCUGGUCGAUUUGCACAGCAUGAUGAUGUAUCAUUACCCUGUUCAAGUCUGAUCCUGUUUGUCUUCUAUCUAACAUUGAUAAUUCAUAGCUUAUUUUGAUUUA
Triticum aestivum (bread wheat) is the source of this 715-nucleotide messenger RNA. RefSeq lists its product as uncharacterized. The record is from RefSeq and is a predicted model, not a curated record. Lineage: Eukaryota; Viridiplantae; Streptophyta; Magnoliopsida; Poales; Poaceae. The transcript has a single exon. Bases 38 to 565 code for a protein of 175 amino acids.